Messenger RNA from Aspergillus piperis CBS 112811, 1298 nucleotides. RefSeq names its product YEATS domain-containing protein YAF9 (gene yaf9). The transcript has 3 exons. The record is from RefSeq and is a predicted model, not a curated record. Lineage: Eukaryota; Fungi; Ascomycota; Eurotiomycetes; Eurotiales; Aspergillaceae. The coding region runs from base 104 to 868 and encodes 254 amino acids. Gene Ontology annotation, biological process: regulation of DNA-templated transcription.
UGGAACUACACACCUCCUCUUAACCAUCGAUAUAUUUUUUUCUUACCCGGUGUAUGCAUACGACCUGCUUAUUCCAGAUUGGUUAUAUUGUCAGUCUUGCAGCAUGCCAUCAGCGACAGGAACCAAGCGCGUCAGAGGCGUCUCUGUCUUCCGGCCAUUCGUCUUUGGCAGUGAAGCCCAACCCUUCGACCCAGCCAAGAAACCCCCCCACGUCCCAGCAGACCACACGCACCAGUGGCGCGUAUUCGUGAAAGGCGUCAACGACGAAGACAUCUCCUACUGGCUCAAGAAAGUACAAUUCAAGCUCCACGAGACUUACGCCCAGAACGUGCGAACGAUCGAACAGGCCCCCUUCGAAGUGACCGAAACCGGAUGGGGUGAAUUCGAGAUCCAGAUCAAACUAUACUUUGUUCCGGAGUCAACCGAGAAGCCACAGACCCUAUGGCAUAGCUUGAAGUUGCAUCCGUACGGACCAGACGCGGAAGCGAAGAAAGAGCGCCGCGAGCUGGUGGUCAGCCAGAACUAUGAGGAGGUGGUGUUCAAUGAACCCGUGGAGCAGUUUUAUGAGCUCUUGACAGGUGGCGCGGGGGCAGCAGGGCAACCGCAGAAGGGAAAGGGUGGCAAGAAUACCAAGCAGUCGCAGCAGCAGCAGAAGGGGGUAAGGACGGCUGAGAUUCCGGCGAACUCGUCCGCGGAGAAUCCGUAUAGUCGGACGACGGAGAGUAGUGAGAUGGAUCGGUUGGGGGAAGCGAAUAAGACGGUUGAACGGAUGAUCAAAGAGGAAAGGGAACGGUUAAUUGAGCGGGAGAAGAAGUUGGCGGAGCUGCGUGCGAGUGAGGGCGUCCCGGCUACUACAAAGAAGCGUUAAGUGUUGAGAAGAUUGGGAUGUGGAUGUUUGGAUAACACGUUCUGAGACGUGCUCUACUCGCGUGUUGAUACGCUUCGGUUGCCCAGCUGGCGUCGUUAUUGUCCGGCGAUAUUUGGGUUCUCCUUGCUGGCAUUGAUAAACCAGGGUUCCCCGAAGUACUCCCUUCUUAGGGUGGGAUAAGGCGCAUCAUCACUAGCCUACGGGGACCCCGAAGGGCUCAUGACCCUUGUAUGCUGAGCCUUCGCUGCAGUGCUACUUCUAGGUUUAUUACCUUGCUGGCAGACUCGCAGGACAUACAUCUGCACGACUUGGUAGCCCACAGUGAACAAUCCCGGUUCAAUACUAUCAUGAUACGAUUAACGCAGAUAGUCAAAAUUGAGGGCUACACAUGCAAAUUGGAUGCGAAUAUUAUCAUGCUUUUGAAAUUUUC